Meloidogyne enterolobii is the source of this 365-nucleotide messenger RNA. NCBI's taxonomy places the organism in Eukaryota, Metazoa, Nematoda, Chromadorea, Rhabditida, Meloidogynidae. The record is from the annotation of a GenBank genome assembly.
AUGUUUGGAGUUGACCCAUGCCAUCCAAAUAAUGGAAGCUGGGAAAGAGUUUCAGAAUUUUUAUCUGAUGAACUCGAAGAGAGGUCAUAUCAACCACAAAAUUUUGGUAUAAGGAAUUCAAAGCCUAUUACAUUUUUAUUAGUUGUGAUUGAAAUAUUAUUAGUUUGUAAUUUUAGUUUUUACUUUUUGCCUAAAGAUUUAUUCUAAUUUAGAGAAUAAAAAUAAGAUUUUUUUGAGGUUUUAGAGAAAUUUUAUUUUAAAAUUGGGAACUUGAGCUUUUUCUCGAGAGGUGGUCGAUUUUAGAUGGGAAAUGUUUUUGGGGUUUCUCUCUGUUUUUGGGUUCAUUUUCCCUAAAAAUUUAGAAA